This is a messenger RNA of Nycticebus coucang (slow loris), 3048 nucleotides long. It is a transcript of the gene SCRT2, whose product is annotated as scratch family transcriptional repressor 2. Gene Ontology annotation, biological process: regulation of DNA-templated transcription. The record is from RefSeq and is a predicted model, not a curated record. NCBI's taxonomy places the organism in Eukaryota, Metazoa, Chordata, Mammalia, Primates, Lorisidae. Bases 80 to 1003 code for a protein of 307 amino acids. The transcript has 2 exons. Gene Ontology annotation, molecular function: DNA-binding transcription factor activity, RNA polymerase II-specific; RNA polymerase II cis-regulatory region sequence-specific DNA binding.
CCAAUCGCGCCCGGCCCGCCGCCUCCCCCCACCGGGGCCCCACGCAACCUCCCCCGCCGAGCCCCGAGCCAGUUGCACCAUGCCGCGCUCUUUCCUGGUAAAGAAGAUCAAAGGGGACGGCUUCCAGUGCAGCGGGGUGCCGGCCCCCACCUACCACCCUUUGGAGACCGCCUACGUGCUGCCUGGUGCCCGGGGGCCUCCAGGGGACAACGGUUACGCCCCGCACUGCCUGCCCGCAAGCAGCUACGAUGCGGACCAGAAGCCGGGCCUGGAGCUGGCUCCGGCCGAGCCCGCGUACCCGCCGGCGGCGCCGGAGGAGUACAGCGACCCCGAGAGCCCGCAGUCAAGCCUGUCGGCACGCUACUUCCGCGGGGAGGCGGCCGUGACCGACAGCUACUCCAUGGACGCCUUCUUCAUCUCAGACGGGCGCUCGCGGCGGCGACGGGGCGGGGGCAGCGGGGACGCGGGGGCCGCUGGGGCCGCCGGGGGCGCCGGGGGCCGCGCGGGGCGCGCUGGGGCGCCGGCGGGCGGCGGGCACCGGCACGCGUGCGCGGAGUGUGGCAAGACGUACGCCACGUCGUCGAACCUGAGCCGCCACAAGCAGACGCACCGCAGCCUGGACAGCCAGCUGGCGCGCAAGUGCCCUACGUGUGGCAAGGCGUACGUGUCCAUGCCUGCGCUCGCCAUGCACGUGCUGACGCACAACCUCCGCCACAAGUGCGGCGUGUGUGGCAAGGCCUUCUCGCGGCCUUGGCUGUUGCAGGGGCACAUGCGCUCGCACACUGGCGAGAAGCCGUUCGGCUGCGCGCACUGCGGCAAGGCCUUCGCCGACCGCUCCAACCUACGCGCUCACAUGCAGACGCACUCGGCCUUCAAGCACUACCGCUGCCGCCAGUGCGACAAGAGCUUCGCGCUCAAGUCCUACCUCCACAAGCACUGCGAGGCCGCCUGCGUCAAGGGCGCCGAGCCGCCCCCGCCUCCCCCCGCCGGCCCAACAAGCUGAGCCUUCCGCUUCGCCCGCGCGCCCGGAACUCGCCCUCCGGGCCCCCUACCUGCAUCCGCAGCGCCCUCUCCAAUCCCCAGCUGCGUUUCCCUGCCUACUCCCCUCGAAGGAAACCCCGUCCCAGCCCGGAAUUUUUCUCUCCAGCCCCCAAACCCAUAAGUCACUUCCAACAUUUUACCCCAGCGCCCCUGACCCACACCGACCUUUCCAGCCACCACCUGGACCUUGAUCCCCUGUCCGCGCCUUCAAGGCUCCCAACUCAGGCACCAGGUCCGCACCCCUUCCCAGGCCUCAGAGCCAGAAAUUUCUCCUGCCCAAUCCCUGCACCGCUCUCCUAACUUUCAGACCUUUUCCCUCACUUUUCAGCUGAGUCUCUAACCAUUCCUCUGUUGGAGCCCCCAAUCUAAACCCCAAACAUACCCUUGACGCCUAUGCCUGCCUCAGUUUCCCUAUCCAUACUUGGACGCAGCACCUGUAGCCCUCAGACCACAAUCCAACCCUAGACCAUCCCUCUGGAGUCUUUGCUGAGUCCCCCUGUGUGAGUCCAUCUGGGGAUCUGAUCUUCAUCCUUCCUGGAGUCUCCAGUCUGUCCUAGAUCCCCCGCAUGCCACGGUUCAUACACACACCCCACACAUCUUCCACUCUCUCCAGUCUUCGGGGGCCUCAUCACCCACUCCCAGCCCCUACUCUCUCCAGAUCCCCUCAUCCCUCUAGCGUCUCUCACCCCUCCGAGUUUACCUAGCCUGGAGAAAACUCUUGAGAGAGUUUAGGGCCCUCUCCUAUCCCAGGACAGCCCUUCCCUGGACUUCCAGUCUCCUGUUCCCAGCCACCCUCCUCCCAGAAUCUCUGAGCAUUUUUCCUCCUCCCCAGAACACAGGUACCCCUCCUUAUUUGUUGGGGGAAGGCCUGGAGCACCUCACCAAUGCCUUUCCCCUUGUCCAGCUGGGCCCUCCAGUUAUUUAUUUGUGUAUUUGUUUAUUUAUCUAUUUAUUAUUCUAUUUAAUCUCUUGGCCUCACCUAGGUAUAGUCUGGCUUCCCCAGCUGGACUGGGAGGUCAGGGAGCCAGGCAAGGAGAGGGGCAGCAAAGGCCAGAGCAGGCUGCACGCGCGCGCUCUCCCCACACCCCCCCCACACAAUCUGUCUCGGGAGAAGCUCCACCCUAAUCAGAGCCUGAACUCACUAAGAAAGGGGACUUGAGAAUGGGAGGGACAGCCUGCUGACCCUCAAGGAGAUGGGGGCGGAGGCGGUGAGGAAGUAUCAGGAGGUCCGGUCAUGGGGCAGGUCCCCAUCCUCCUAAGUCUUCCACUCCAACUCCAUGGAGCCCAGGGAGAGGAGGCUCCUCAAUUUGUUUCCUAUUUAUUCCUCUUAUCUAGAGACCCCAGGUUCCAGGGACCGACUGAGCCCCGGACCCACUGGGGCCUCCUGCCUGCUCCCCGGGAGGAGCACUCUCUCCCAGCCAUGUCUAUGCAACUCUCCCAGGCAGAGGGGCCGGGGCUGCCAGCCACCUGCCCGUUGGCCGCCACUACCUCCUCCCCUGCGCUUUUGCAUGCCCGGGCGAGGAUCGAAGCACACACCUCCACUCGCAAGGGCCCUGGCCCUCUCUGCUUUAAGCACACGCCUCUGCCUCAUCGCUCUGCGCCCAGCUAGUGGGCCAGGCCUGAGUCCAGGACUCUCGGACUCCUCCUUCCCCUCCCCCUAGCCACAAAAAAAGGGCGGGGACUUGAGGAUGCGGGGCAGGGGCACUUCUCUAGGGCUUCGGAGGGGCAAGUGGGCCUUUGCCCAGCUCUAGGCCCAGCGGGAAGGGAGGCUGCAGGGAUGGUGGGGAGGAGAGGGGUCACAGAAGCAAUUAUGGAGGGUGUUGACCCUGUAAAUAGGAACUUCUGACAGCAAUAAUUUUCCAUGCAUGCUAAGCCUUUUGGCCAUAUUUUGUAUGAGCGCUUGGCGCUCCCCCUCCCUCCUCUUCUCCUAACUGACCCCCAGGGCCCCCUCCCUUCCCCACCUUCAGCAGUAUUACUUGUAACGCAAUUCAGGGAUAUUAAAGGGAC